GUAAACAGUUAAGAAACACAAGUCGUGUAUGUGUUGUUAUAGAUGUUUGAAGAAUUGUGUGUGACGAAAAUAAAACAUGCGUCCAAUGAAACGUUAAUUUUCGUUUAGUAAUUGAAGUAGUAAAUAUCAAACAACUCGCAUCCAUAAAAUGUAUUAUUAGACCAACAUGUGGAAUAUGUUGGCCAACACUCGAAAUUAAAGUAGCGGAGACAGUGUGCAGCACGAUGUAGUUCUUUUCUAGCAGAAAGAGAGCAUCCUGUGACAGUAUGCCAGAUGGUUUGUUGUUGGGUCCCACAAUCGCAGGCUGGAGAUUUUGGAGUUUCCACUUGCAUGUCACAGCAUUGCACCUGGUGUGACCGGUUCUUAUCCUGUUCAGUGUUGUCACUUCUCUUCUGAUCAAACCCAGUAGACUGGCAGAUGGAUCUUGAACACCUUGAUGUUGUUAUGUUGCCGCAUUUCAUCUCUUGUACCACUCUUCUUUAAGUUUGAUGGUGAUAGGUAAGAUUUAAGACUUCAUUGAAGUUGCUUAGAACGCUAUGAAGCAUAGCAAAAACUUCCGGUUUUGAUGGAAAUAAGUUUAAUCCAGGAUUAUCUACUUAUCCUUUUUAUAUGUUUUGUUUCAUCUAAAGCAUGGGCAGCAGUCACUUGCAUGUAGUUUGGGACAAUCAUAUCUCCAAUUUGCAAACAGUUCUCUACGAAUUCUACAAUCGUCAUAGCUUAGCUGACGUCACAAUAUCAUGCAAGGAUGGUACUUUAAAAGCACACAAAAUAAUUUUAUCUGCCUGCAGCCCGUACUUUGAGACUGUUUUUCAGGAAAACCCGUGUGAACAUCCUGUUGUUAUACUAAAAGAAAUAUCAUGUUAUGAGAUGCAAAUAUUACUUCAGCUUAUGUACCGUGGGUCCACUGAUGUUCCAGAAGAAGAUAUUUCUGAUAUCAUACAAACAGCAAAUGAACUUAAGGUAAAGGGAUUUGUUCAAGCUGCAGUGAAGAAUGUUACAGAAGACACAGACAGACUAGAAAAUGAUUCUGGAAUGGAUCAGCAUAAUUCAUCUACCAUGUUGCCCACUAAUGAUGAUCAUGAGUAUCAGGAUGAAUCUGACUUACAUGUUCUGAAAGACACAAGACAGAAUGGAGAAAAUUAUGGUUUAGAGGAUGAUGUGGAAGGCAGCAAUAGGCUUGUGGACACAAAUGACCAGGUUGACAACUCUACAAGUGAGGUGGAUCAGGAAAUAAUGGUAUCUUCACCAUAUUCAGUGGCAGAACUGAAAUGUAAAUCCAUGAAGCGCCAUCGGAGGAAAAAUGGUUUGAAAACUCGCAGAAAGGCUGUAGAGUUUCAGGAUUCUCUGUCAUGGAGUUCAGAAGAUGAAAAGAUGCUUUGUGAUAGACAAAGAUCGAGACUGCCAAGCAAAACUGAUGACUCUACUUUAAAUGCUUUAAAUGAUGUUGAUACUUCAUUGCAACCACAGUCAAAUUUUACUGAUAAAUCAGCUAUGAAAGAAUUGCGCUGUAAAUCUGUUGAUGACAAAUUUAUUCAUACAAUCCCUGAGAUCCAAAUAAAAGAAGAACAGCUAGGCGCAGUGGAUUAUAGAGUGAUGUCAAUACACAGUGAUACAAGGAAUUAUAAGGAUACCUAUAAGGUGAAACAGAGUGUUUGUGACAAUCCUGUCAGUACCUAUCUCUCAUGCAGUGAUAUUUCUGAUGUUACAACAUUAAUAAGGAGAAGUGAGAUUGCAGCAAAGCCACAUGAAUGUGAAUACUGUGGUUUAUCAUUCAGUCGUGCAUCUCACCUUGCCAGACAUCGCCGUGUCCAUACUGGAGAAAGACCAUUUAUUUGUGUUUUGUGCCAACGAAAGUUUACUCGUCAAGAUAAACUUAGGCUGCAUGUGAUGAAAUACCAUGCUUUGGAUAUAAAAGAUAGGAAAUAUCAGAGUUACAUAUUAACACAAAAGGUUUCCAGUGGUGCAAAUAAUGCAGUAACAGAAGAUGAACUGCGAGAAGUAGGAAGGGGAGAGUCAUCACUUCCAUUUGGAGAUACCAGCUAUUUAUCAUCACUUUCAUUUGGACAGCAGAAACAUACUGACUCAACAGUCAGUGCAGCAGAAACUUUGGACUCAAAUACAGAUGAACUGUUAUAUUCUGUAAGACAACUUGGGGAGUGUACUAUCCAGGCAGUGUCUAAACAGGAAGUUAAUUCUUAAUGCAUACUGUACUCUGAACUUUUCAUAUAUUAAAUGUGAAUGUGACAGUUAAUACCAAAGAUGAUAGUGAUAGUGAAAGAUGUGAUUUUCUUUUCAUUUGGUCAUGAUUUAUUUAUUUUUUUAAUUUUAUUUGGCCUUUGGCAGUGUAACACUAUUUAGGCAUGUGGUUAUGGUUUGUCUUUAUUUCCUUUUUACUGCUUCAUUAUUAGCUUUGUGUGUGUGUGUAUGUGUGUGUGUGUGUGUGUGUGUGUGUGUGUGUGUGUGUGUGUCCCGAGACUGUCCAUUUAUCAGUACACUGAACUCAAAUUUUGGAGGAGUGGAGUCAAAUUCCCAUCUUACCAUCUAGCUGUAAGUUCUGCAUGAUUCCAUUGUUCCAUCUUAGCUUGUAUCCCAUCUCUAAUGAUCUCAUCAUCUUCAACCUGUUAUACCUUAGCCUUCUUUCCUUCUGCUUGUAUCUGCUCUGUAAUGCUUUUUCCAUGAAGUAUUGUGACAAGAGGAGGUAUCAAAAACUAAAGGAAGUUAAUGAAGGUUUCGCAGAAGAUGUGUAAUCAAUACAUACAGGAGUGUAAACAAUUUGGCAGUGUAUGAAAUAUGGUGGUGGUUUUAAAAAUGAAAAGUGAUUUAGAUAAGGACAACAUGGACACUCACAGGUGCCAUCAGCUCUAGUUGCAUUGAUGGACUUUUAGAGAGAAAGUCUGCAGACCAUUAGAAAGUUAGCAAUUUAAGCAGUAGCCUCAGUGCUGUGACUGGUGAAACAGAUGCCAUUAUUAGUAGUUUAUUUUUAUUGUGUAUUUUAUAAAUCUUGGGUUAUGAUAUGUUUUCACAUACUAAGCAUUGUUCCCAUGCAGAUUCAGUGAUUAUAACUCAUACAAGGGUUACCCCCCCCCCCUCCCCCCACCUAAAAAAUGAAAAAAAUAGGAACUAGUUUUUACAAGUUAUAUAUUUUCAAAUUACUUACGAAACAACCUUCUCCCCUUCAAAAUACUCCUCUCCAUUACAACUAAUACAUUUGUCCUACCGAUCCUUCCUCUAUCCAAAACAUUUUUGUAGUAAUCUUUAGAAAUGGCUGGCAGCUCCUCUCUGGUUUUUUCUUGACUUCUUCAGUGUUAGCAAAUUGGUGUCCUCCCAUCCCCUUUUAAUGUGUGGAAAUAAGAAAAAGUCGCACAGGGCCAGGUAAGGCGAGUAACGUGCAUAUGGGGUCUUUUUUGAUGAACCAUAACACCAUGACUCAUUACCAGUAAUGACCUUUGACAGAAAAUCUGAAUCAGUUUCAAGCUGUUGUUUCCAAGCAUGACAUGUUUCAGCUCUACAUUUGUUUUGAUUGCCAGUCAGAAUCUAAGGAAUUAACUUGGCAGCGACCUUUUUCAUUCCCAAAUCUUCCAUUAAAAUGGGCUGAACCGACCUCCGAAAUAGCCCACUAAUCUCUGACAGUUGGUCAAUUGUCUGUCGAUGGUCUGUGAGCACAAGCUCUUGAACUUUUUUAAUGUUUCUGGUGAUUUGGGCAGUUGACGGACAUCCAGAAUGAGGUUUGUCAUCAAUCAACAUGUUGCCAUUUAUAAAUUGAGCAACCACUUUUACACUUGAGUUUUCAGUAGCCUCAUUUUGGUAAGCUGUUUCCUACAAUAAAACAGUUUCAGCAGCAUUUUGACCGAGUAGAAAAAAAAUUUCACAGCUGCGUGUUGUUCACUUAAACUUGCCAUUAUAAAAAAUGAAACAAGAAUGAAACAGUGUUAGCAAAAACAAUCACUGCAGGUGAACAGAACAAGCGAGGUUGACAACAUGGGGGCACUGAACUGGCAAUGAGUUGCGCUAUACACACCUAGUGGCAGAAAUACAUUCUACACAAGCUCCACUAGUCUGUUUUUUGGGUACCCCCAAGUAUAUCAAGAAACCCUUCUGGCCAGCACAGUCAGUUAAUAUUUUUCUAUUACCAACCAGCAUGGCCUUGUCACUUCCUUCUUAUACGGGUAGCCUAACGGGCACAAGUGUAGCAGGCAGUCUGUGUGUUGGAUAAUACAACUGUAAAACAGUGUGUCUGAACCACCUGCUGGGAAAUUGUACCUCUACAAAUUGGUUUUAUAUCACUUGCAUAUUUGCAUUUACAUUCUUUUAGCAGAUGAUGCUCUCUCAAAAUUGUCAUCUGUCAGCAGUUUUCAAGUAGGAGUAAAAUUUUAGUUCUCCAGUUCAUUAUUUCAUUUUGUCAAGAACCAUUCUUCCUUUAUUCCCUUCAUUGAUUUCAUGUUACUCAGGGUAUAAGAAUAGUCUCAUGUAUUCAGACUGAAAAGUGUCCACGAAAUUUCGCAGUAACUGUACAAAACGGUCUGCAUUGCGUUUCUGAUAUAAUCUUUGCUUCAUCCAAGUACUGUACCUCUGCAUCAUAACAUUAAAGUAAGACAUUUGCUAUGACACAAAACUAUUGUGCCUUGGAAAGCUUAGGUAUUAUGUCUGCUAAGGUGUACUCUUUUCUUUCUUACUUAUAAGGAAACUAUAAUUUGUUAAUAUGCCAUAGUUAAACAUAACAUAAACUGCAAAUUGAUAUAUUGUAACUUUUGAGAAAAAUACUAGUAAUUUAGUAUUGUCUUAUUCAUUU
Messenger RNA from Schistocerca americana (American grasshopper), 4789 nucleotides. Its product is annotated as myoneurin-like. Lineage: Eukaryota; Metazoa; Arthropoda; Insecta; Orthoptera; Acrididae. The record is from RefSeq and is a predicted model, not a curated record. Gene Ontology annotation, cellular component: nucleus. The transcript has 6 exons. Gene Ontology annotation, molecular function: protein binding. The coding region runs from base 631 to 2199 and encodes 522 amino acids. Gene Ontology annotation, biological process: regulation of transcription by RNA polymerase II.